AUGGUGGCGUGCUAUAAGGGGUUUUUGGACAUUGUGCAAUCUCUUUACCACUGUCCCUACCUGGACAUAAAUCACCAGGACAACGAUGGCAACACAGCACUGAUGAUCGCUGCACAAGCAGGUCACACCAUUACAGUGACCUACAUCCUAAACUACUACCCCGGGGCAGACACAGAGAUCCGUGAUUGCCGUGGCUUCACCGCACUCAUUAAAGCUGCCAUGCAGGGCCGAGAUGAUGUGGUGUGUUCCCUCGUCAUGGCCGGUGCAGACCUAAAUGCAAUAGACACCAGGAAGCAGAAGUGUGUGCGGGACUGGGCACUAAAGACGGGCCGCUACGAGACCUUGAGCCGCCUCCGCCGCCUCAACCUGCGGCCUAGAGCCGAGCAGUUUACUGAGAGUUACGUCCCCGAGUGGCCAGAACUGAAAGUGCUGGUGGCCAAAGCCACAGCCAACAAGAGCGCCGCCCAGAUGAUCACCCAGCGCAUCAGGUCCACCUUCAGCUUCAACUUUCCCCAAGACCCCCAGAACAACGGGGUCUUGGACAAUAUGGUGCGUAUCAUCACCAGCAUCCACAGCCCUUUGGUGGCCACCGCCUGCCGGCCGCUAUGCCCCACCAGCCCCCCUGAGGUGGGGAAGAGGCGCUUGGCCGUGCCUGAGCUGAUGAAGAAGCACUCAGAGAAGAAGCUGGAGGAGAGCUCUGUGUGUCACAGCAACGGCUCCGUCUCCUCCAUCAUUCCCCACAUCCACUCGGCCGAGACCAUCGCCACGUCCUGCUGUGUGGACACAGAGCGCAGGGGCAGCAUUAUCUCUAUAGCCUCCACCGGGGUGCGCGCCUUCAUGCCCAGGAACAUGGCCCACAGGAACAGUGUGUUCCCUUCCGGCUGCAUCCCCAAGAUCCAGAUAGUGAAAUCUGGAGAGCCCACGCCUAAGAAGGAAAAAAAGAAGAAGGGGCACAAGGGUCACCUGGAGCUGCCCAUAUGGAAGUACAAAGCAGAGAAGCAAGAGAAGAAGGAGAAGAAGAAGGCAGAGAAAGAAAAAGAGAAGGCCAAGAAGGAAAAGGAAAGGAAAAAGAAAAGAGAGAAGUAG
Messenger RNA from Salvelinus namaycush (lake trout), 1086 nucleotides. RefSeq names its product ankyrin repeat domain-containing protein 33B-like. The transcript has 3 exons. The coding region runs from base 1 to 1086 and encodes 361 amino acids. Gene Ontology annotation, molecular function: protein binding. NCBI's taxonomy places the organism in Eukaryota, Metazoa, Chordata, Actinopteri, Salmoniformes, Salmonidae. The record is from RefSeq and is a predicted model, not a curated record.